This is a messenger RNA of Chelonia mydas (Green sea turtle), 2074 nucleotides long. RefSeq names its product GID complex subunit 4 homolog (gene GID4). Gene Ontology annotation, cellular component: GID complex; extrinsic component of membrane. Gene Ontology annotation, biological process: proteasome-mediated ubiquitin-dependent protein catabolic process; negative regulation of gluconeogenesis; protein catabolic process in the vacuole. The coding region runs from base 126 to 782 and encodes 218 amino acids. Lineage: Eukaryota; Metazoa; Chordata; Testudines; Cheloniidae. The record is from RefSeq and is a predicted model, not a curated record. The transcript has 6 exons.
CGGAGGCGCCGCUGGGAGGCCCUGAGGCGGGCGGCGGGGGCAGCCGGCGAGUUCCCGGGUCGGUCAGGCGGCCGGGCCGGCUCCCCGCAGCCCGAGUCACGCUGGCGCCCGGGGACCCCCCCGAGAUGCCGGUGCGGAGCGAGUGCUGCUGCCCGGGGGGAGCCCGGGGCCGCGGGGCCGCCGCCAGCCUGGUGCCGCCGCCCCCCAUCAACACGGCGCAGCCCGGGGUCGCCACCUCCCUGCUCUACAGCGGGGCCAAGUUCCGCGGCCAGCAGCGCAGCAAGGGCAACGCCUACGAGGUGGAGGUGGUGAUGCAGCAUGUGGAUAUGGAAAACUCCUAUCUUUGUGGAUACUUGAAGAUUAAAGGCCUUACAGAGGAAUACCCGACCCUUACCACUUUCUUUGAAGGGGAAAUAAUCAGUAAAAAGCACCCCUUCUUAACGCGGAAAUGGGAUGCAGAUGAAGACGUCGAUCGUAAACACUGGGGGAAAUUCCAGGCCUUUUACCAAUAUGCGAAAACAUUUAACUCGGAUGAUUUUGAUUACGAGGAUUUGAAGAACGGGGACUAUGUCUUCAUGAGGUGGAAGGAGCAGUUCCUAGUCCCAGAUCACACGAUCAAAGACAUCAGCGGAGCUUCCUUUGCUGGGUUUUAUUACAUCAGCUUCCAGAAGUCUGCAGCAUCUAUAGAGGGUUAUUACUACCACAGGAGUUCAGAAUGGUAUCAGUCUCUGAAUCUAACUCAUGUCCCUGAGCACAGUGCACCCAUUUAUGAGUUCCGAUGACAGGUGGACAGAAUGAUACCAAGUGAAAACAACACGGGCAGGAGAGAGCGUGAUCUGCCACAAGAGAUGUGUCCCUGUCGGAGUGGGGGGGGACACGCGCUUCUCUUCUGCCCAACGGACUUGUGAAAGAAAGCAUGAAUGUCAGCCCAUCCGAUCCAAGGAGCAUGGCUGCAGGAGCUGGAGUCUCCCUCCUGCCAAGUGGCAAUUUGAUCUUUAAUCUGGUUUUAAAGCUACCUUUAAAUGCACUUUCUUUUUGCACAGCUAGUUUCUUUAUCACUGAAAUUCCUCCUGACCCCCUUCUGGAAGUUUGGUCCUAGCUGGAAUCAAGACCUUUUCCUCUGAGUAAUAAGAAAACAUAAGCUCAGCACUUUUGGUUUCGUGUUAUGCCCUAGUAUGGGUUGAAAUACAAAGAACUGUGGCCGUUCACAUUUGUCGCUCUGACUGCGCUGCCACUUCCAGAGCCUGGGCGUGUCGAUGCAUUUGCGAGGCUUUGCCUAGUGGAGAGAACUGCUGAUCUGGAGAGUCCUCUACAGAAGCAUUUGGCUGAGACAGACAAGUCUUGAAGACCUAAUGAAUCUCCAGCUCGUACUGGCUAAUGAGGUUAGCCGGAGCUGUAGAUCUCUCAGGAACGCUAGCCACUUCUGAGCUGCAAGCUGUUCCUUUGUCUCAAUAUGCCACGGGGAAUAGAUUAAAUGUAAAGACUUCCAGGCCCUCAGUAGAAGUGGAUCUGAGCUCUGCUUACUAAGUGUAUAUUUGCUCUUUACUUAAGGGUAAAAAAAUAAAAAAGACUUUUAAUAAAAAAAAUAUUUUUAUGGUUCCUCUUCCCAAGGACCCUAUGGCAAAUGCACAAUUAUUCAGAAUUACAUUUUACUGUUUUCACAUUGAAAACAGUGAAUGUCUACAUUAGUUUUUAUAUAUAUGUAUGUAAUCAACCAGCAGCUUUGGAAAAAUCAUCCUGGUACAAGUGUUUAGCAGCAUUGCAGAAAUGAUGCUAGUGAACUGUUUAGCAUUUGUACCUACUCUUCGUGCUCCACCAACAUCACUGCUUGCUAUCUUUAUACCAGGCAAAACGAAAAAAACAACAAAAAGAACAGUGGCUGUCCUACAACUUUGAAACGUUCAAGUGAAAUAACUUACGGCUUGUGUGCCAAAGUGUGCGCGUGUAUGUGUGGGGGGAGGUUUUUUUAAAGACAUUUUAAAAGUUGGCAUCAGUUGUAUAUUUAAUAUGACGCUCUAUGCGUGCAGGGCUUUCGUGGGACAACUUACCAUGCUUUUUUCUGGCUGUUUUAUGG